AUGGCAGUUAUAACUUCUGAGUUCGAGAUUUCUUCUUCCAUCCCAGCUUCCAAAUUUUUCAAUGCCUAUCGUGACUUUAACAACAUUGCACCAAAGGUCGAUCCAGAAACAUACAAAACCCUAGUGGACAUCCAAGGUGAUGGAGGCGCUGGAACUAUCAGGGACAUCUCUUUUGGGGAUGGCGUCCCAUUUACAAAUGGAAAGUUGAAACUCGACGUUGUUGAUAGCAACAACUUCACUAUUAUAUACACAAUCUUUGAAGGAGACAUCUUGAUGGGACAACUAGAUUCGAUGACUCAUCAUGUGAAGUUUAUACCUUCACCUGAUGGAGGAUGUGUAUACAAGCCGACCGUUGUGUAUAAUUGUAAAGAUGAAACUCAGCUUCCGGAGGAAGCUCUCAAUAUGACAUCAUCGCCUCCUCAGCAAGCUCCAUACUUCGUAGCCGGCCAGCCUCCCUGUGUCAGAGUGUCACUACAGCCACCAGCUCCGCCCCACAAUUCUAUAAAUACCACACCACUAUUCAUCCAUCUCCCAGCUUCCAAAAUUUUCAAUGCCUAUCGUGACUUUAACAACAUUCCACCAAAGGUUGAUCCAGAAUCAUACAAAAUCCUAGCGGACAUCGAAGGUGAUGGAGGCGCUGGAACUAUCAGGGACAUCUCUUUUGGGGAUGGCGUCCCAUUUACAAGUGGAAAGUUGAAACUUGACGUCGUUGAUAGCAUCAACUUCAGUAUUAUAUACACAAUCUUUGAAGGAGACAUCUUGAUGGGACAACUAGAUUCGAUGACUCAUCAUGUGAAGUUUAUACCUUCACCUGAUGGAGGAUGUGUAUACAAGCCUACCAUUGUGUAUAAUUGUAAAGGUGAAACUCAGCUUCCGGAGGAAGCUCUCAAUAUGGUAAAAGAAGGAUUCAAAAAAACUUUCAACGCGAUUGAGGGUUUUAUCCAUGCAAAUCCUCAAACUUAUUGA
This is a messenger RNA of Lactuca saligna, 966 nucleotides long. The record is from the annotation of a GenBank genome assembly. Lineage: Eukaryota; Viridiplantae; Streptophyta; Magnoliopsida; Asterales; Asteraceae.